Molecule: messenger RNA, 459 nt
Organism: Propithecus coquereli (Coquerel's sifaka)
Lineage: Eukaryota; Metazoa; Chordata; Mammalia; Primates; Indriidae
Gene: RNF224
Product: ring finger protein 224
Exons: 1
Coding region: 1-459 (152 amino acids)
Source: RefSeq, a predicted model, not a curated record
AUGCUGCAGCCCGAAGGCCCCCGAGCCUCAGAAGAGGGUGGGACCCGGCGGAGCGACUGCAUUAUCUGCUAUUCGGCCUAUGACCUCUCUGGGCACCUGCCCCGCCGCCUCUACUGCGGACACACCUUCUGCCAGGCGUGCGUGCGGCGGCUGGACACGCCGGUGCACGAGCAGCGCUGGAUCCCCUGCCCGCAGUGCCGCCAGAGCACACCCACACCUCGAGGAGGGGUGGCCAUGCUGGACCUGGACUUGGCUGCCUUCUUGGCCAUUAAGGCUGAACGAGAGCCAGCAAGAGUGGAGCCCUGGCCCCCCACACCCCUCAAAGAUGGCACCACCGUCACUCAGCAGCCGGCUGGGCUCUGCCCCACCUUGGGCCCCCAGCCCCACUUUCCCCCGCCUAGAUGCUGCCGGGACUGUGGCAGCCUCUGCUGCCUGUCCCUGGGUGGCCGAGAGGUCUGA